GAGUACUGUCAGUUUGAUUGUAUACUGUCAACAUCAAGGUGGAUUUAUUAUUUAUUUUUUUAAAUAAGAAUCAUUAUAUAAUCUUGUGUUUUUAUAUAAAAAAGAAGUUUAAAUUGUAUGUAUUAGGCGUGUGAUUUAAGAUUUCACACCUGUCGUUUUGAGUUCAGGGCCUUGGAGCUCCGACUAACGUUUUUGUAGCCGUGUACCAAGUUAUUGUAGCGAGCGAGAAACACACCAAUAAAAGUAAAAUGGACAAUGAUAACGACACGACCACAAUCAAAUUAGAAGAAGAUAGUCAGUCGAUAGAGCAGCUUACCAAUGUUUCUGAUGAAAGAACCAAUUUAAAUAAUACUGAAAAAUUAUACAAGUGUAGUCCGAUGACAAACAUAGAACCUCAAAAAACAAUCGGUGGAGAUGCGUGCAACGUCGGAGAAACGUGCAAUGGUACAAUUGUUAAAAUUGAAGUAGACUUUGAGUUUGGACAUUGUUUUGAAUCCGUUAUAGAAUUUGAAAAAUAUAAUGUUUUCGAUGUUCAAACGACGAGCAAUGAUUUAGAAGAAAUACGUACAUUUGUCUGUGAUGUUUGUAAUAUGUCAUUUUUUACUAAAAGAAGAGUGGCCCGACACUUAAGUCAAUCGCAUAGUGUACACUCAAUGGCACAAUAUGUCAAUGGAAAACCAAUUGUCCAAAAUAAAUUCAGAGUCCCUGUAGCGAGAAACAAAUCAAAAAUCCAAAAUAAAAUGGAUGAUGAUUACUAUACGACCACAAUUAAAUUAGAAGAAAAUAGUCAGUCGAUAGAGCAGCUUACCAUUGCUUCUGAUAAAAGAACAAAUCUUAAUUACACUGGAAAAUCAUACAAGGAUAGUCCCACGACUUAUAAAGAAUCUCAAAAAACAGUUUGUGGAAAUGUGUAUAAUAUCGGAGAAACGUGCAAUGAAACGGAAGUUGAAGUAGAUUUGGUGAAUGGAUGUCGUUUUGAGACUGUAAUAGAAGUUUAUAAACAUAAUCUUUAUAACAUGCAAACGAUGAACCACGAUUUGGACAAAGUACAUAAAUUUGUCUGCGAUAUAUGUAACAUGUUGUUUGCUACCAAAAGAAAAGUGGCCCAACACAUUACUCAAGCACAUAGGUCAUACUCAAUAAUCCAAAAUGUCACUAGAAAACAUGUUUCCAAAAAUAAAUUUGGUGUUAAUGGAACGAGUACUGAAGCGAAGAAAAUAAUCGAAGGGUCUUCUACAACAUCCAUCCUCCCAAAAGUCCAACACGUACACACUGGAAAAAGGCCGUACAAAUGUGCAGUGUGCCUAACAUCAUUUUCUCAUAAAUCGAGCCUCACAAUACACCAACGCUUACACACUGGUGAGAAGCCCUACAAUUGUGCAGUGUGCUUAAAGUCAUUUACUCGAAAAUGUGAUCUGACAAUACAUGAACGCGUGCAUACAAGUGAAAAGCCCUACAAAUGUGAUAUUUGCCUAAAGUCAUUUACUGAAAAAUGGAGUCUCACAAAACAUGAACGGGUGCAUACAGGUGAAAAGCCCUACGAAUGUGAUGUAUGCCUAAAGUCAUUUUCUCGAAAGAACAACCUCAUAGAACACAAACGCGUGCACAACGGUAAAAAGCCCUUCCAUUGUGACGUAUGUUUAAAAUCAUUUACUUGUAAAUCCAGCCUCAAAAAACAUGAACGCGUACACACUGGUGAAAAGCCUUACCAAUGUGAUGAAUGCCUAAUUUCAUUUCAUCGAAAGGACUUACUCGCACUUCAUGAACGGGUUCACACUGGAGAAAAGCCCUAUAAAUGUGUAGUGUGCCUAACAUCAUUUUCUCAAAAAUCGACCCUCACGUAUCAUGAACGCGUACAUACAGGUGAUAAGCCUUACAAAUGUGCCAUUUGUUUAAAAUCAUUUUCUAUAAAUGCACACCUCACAAUACACAAACGCUUGCACACUGGUGAAAAGCCCUACGAAUGUGAUGUAUGUCUAAAGUCAUUUUCUCAAAAUGCACACCUCACAAUACACAAACGCUUGCACACUGGUGAAAAGCCCUACGAAUGUGAUGUAUGUCUAAAGUCAUUUUCUCAAAAUGCACACCUCACAAUACACAAACGCUUGCACACUGGUGAAAAGCCCUACGAAUGUGAUGUAUGUCUAAAGUCAUUUUCUGUUAAAUCGAACCUCACAAGUCAUGAACGCGUUCACACUGGUGAGAAGCUCUACAAAUGUGAUGUAUGCCUAAACUCAUUUUCUGUUAAAUCGAGCCUCACAAUACACAAACGCGUACACACUGGUGAAAAGCCCUACAAUUGUGCAGUUUGCUUGAAGUCAUUCGCUCAAAAAUGUGAUCUGACAAAACAUGAAAGCGUGCAUACACGUGUAAAGCCCUAUAAAUGUGAUGUAUGCCUUAAGUCAUUUUCUCAAAAAUGUGAUCUGACAAAACAUGAACGCGUGCAUACAAGUGAAAAGCCCUACGAAUGUGAUGUAUGCCUAAAGUCAUUUUCUCGAAAGGACAAUCUAUCUGUUCACAAACGGGUCCACACUGAAGAAAAGCCCUACAAGUGUGCAGUGUGCUUUAAGUCGUUUUCUGUUAAAUCGAGCCUAAUAAAACAUGAACCCGUGCACACUGGUGAAAAGUCCUACAAAUGUGAUAUUUGCCUAAAGUCAUUUACUGAAAAAUGGAGUCUCACAAAACAUGAACGGGUGCAUACAGGUGAAAAGCCCUACGAAUGUGAUGUAUGCCUAAAGUCAUUUUCUCGAAAGAACAACCUCAUAGAACACAAACGCGUGCACAACGGUAAAAAGCCCUUCCAUUGUGACGUAUGUUUAAAAUCAUUUACUCGUAAAUCCAGCCUCAAAAAACAUGAACGCGUACACACUGGUGAAAAGCUUACCAAUGUGAUGAAUGCCUAAUUUCAUUUCAUCGAAAGGACUUUAUGAACGGGUUCACACUGGAGAAAAGCCCUAUAAAUGUGCAGUGUGCCUAACAUCAUUUUCUCAAAAAUCGACCCUCACGUAUCAUGAACGCGUACAUACAGGUGAUAAGCCUUACAAAUGUGCCAUUUGCCUAACAUCAUUUUCUCAAAAAUCGAGCCUCGCAAUACACCAACGCUUACACACUGGUGAGAAGCCCUACAAUUGUGCAGUUUGCUUAAAGUCAUUUCCUCGAAAAUGUGAUCUGACAAAACAUGAACGCGUGCAUACUGGUGAAAAGCCCUACAAAUGUGAUGUAUGCCUAAAGUCAUUUUCUCGAAAGGACAAACUCACAGUUCACAAACUUGUUCACACUGGUAAAAAGCCCAAAAAUGAGAUGUAUGCCUAAUGUCAUUUUCUCGAAUAUUGAGCCUCACACAACACAAACGCGUGCAUGCUGUCGAAAAUAACAAUAUCUAUGAUUUAAUCAUAUUUGUAAAACAUUAUUUGUGGUAUUAUAUUCUGUAAACUCUUACAGAAUUUUUU
Molecule: messenger RNA, 3449 nt
Organism: Adelges cooleyi (spruce gall adelgid)
Lineage: Eukaryota; Metazoa; Arthropoda; Insecta; Hemiptera; Adelgidae
Product: zinc finger protein 271-like
Exons: 10
Coding region: 249-2903 (884 amino acids)
Biological process (GO): regulation of transcription by RNA polymerase II
Molecular function (GO): RNA polymerase II cis-regulatory region sequence-specific DNA binding; DNA-binding transcription factor activity
Source: RefSeq, a predicted model, not a curated record